AAGCCGCGUCUUGCAUCGAGUUCCGUACCAGAACGGCGCCGGGGCGCUCGCCCGGGCCUCCGCUCGGCCGUACGCGUCGGGGCGGCCUCCUUCGCGGGAGCGACCCCUCGCGAGCGCGGCUCGCGGGGGGCCCCUCGCACGCCCCGCGGCCGCUCCCGCGGGCAGCCGCUCCCUGGGAGCAUGGCCCGCCUCGUGGGCGGCCUGCUGCUGCCCCUGCUCUGCGCCCGCGCCCGGGCGGCCGCCGAGCCCCUGCGCUACCGGGUCGACGCCUCCGCCGAGGGCUGCACCGGGCUCUUCUGGCGCACCUGGUCGGAGGCGGAGGCGAGGUACGUCACGGUCAGGUCGCCGGACGGCCCGCCGUGGCCCCGCAACGGGGAGACCGUGCAGGGGGCCCCGUCGGAGCGCGACGCGCGCUUCCUGCUGGUGGCCGGCGGCCUGGCCCUGCCCUUCGGGGACGCGGAGGGGCGCUACACCUACCUGCACGAGGUCUCCGACGAGCGCGGCGUCGGGGCCGCGCCCGCCUUCCUGGCGCCCGUGCGCGGCGAGGCGCCCAGCGGCGCGGGCCAGUCGUAGGCCCGCGCCCAGGCGGCGCCGUCCGCGCGGCCCCGCCGCGGCCGGCGUCCCGGGGCGAGCCAGGCCCAGACGUCGGGCGUCUCGGCAAACGCGGGCCCCCACGCCGGGCCUCGGGGCCUCAAAGAACGAGGCGGGGUGACAAGCCGGUCCUGGGGCAGCGGUCGGGCCACACUGUCGAUACCGCGCUCUCCUGUGGCUCUGGAGCGCUCCUGCUCGCAGCGCACACCGCCAGAGGCGGCGGAGAGCUCGAGAGAUCCAUCCACCAAAAAAAGGGCCCGCGCCUUGGAAAAAUCGAGGCGUCGGAUGUCUGGGGGGGGACCACGACGAAGCGUGCGGCAGCGCCCUCGGCCAGCCAGAGGCGCAGGGGGGUGACGGCGCCAGGCGCGCGCGCCUCGCACAAUGCUCGUGCCCUCGGGGGGCUGCCGCCAUGCUCUCCUGUCGCCGC
Molecule: messenger RNA, 1018 nt
Organism: Prorocentrum cordatum
Lineage: Eukaryota; Dinophyceae; Prorocentrales; Prorocentraceae
Source: the annotation of a GenBank genome assembly